AUGGAUCCCAGCAGCUGCAUGCGCAUCCCGCAGCCCCCCAGCGCUCUCUGGGGCUGUCUGAGGAGCUCUCCCGGCGAUGUCACCGCAGCUCCGGGGCUCAGCCCCUUCCCAGCAGCGCCCUUCUCCUUCCAGCACAAGGCAGAGCUGGCUCCGUACCCCGAUUUCUCAUCCUCCUGCCCGGUGGCAGCUCCGCACAGCUUUCCCCACGAGGAGCAUCCUCCGUUCCAGCAGCCGGAGUGGCACCGGGCGGGCACCGGGACAGGGAGGGGACAUCACCCCGGGCUGGCACUGCCAUCGGCGGGGACAGAGCGCAGCAGCCCCAGCCCAGCGAGCGCAGCGGCCGCGGGGGAGGAGGAUGAUGCUGUUCCUGAAAUCAGCGCUGAGAAAAAGCCAUCGAAAAGGAGGAAGGAAAGCGCAGAGCCGCAGAACCGCAGCCGCGAGGCAGAGAGCAGCAGCAAAUCCCGCAAGGAACGCACGGCUUUCACCAAGGAGCAGCUGCRGGAGCUGGAGGCUGARUUUGCCCACCACAAUUACCUGACCAGGCUCAGGAGAUACGAGAUCGCCGUCAACCUGGACCUCACCGAAAGACAAGUCAAAGUGUGGUUCCAAAACAGAAGAAUGAAGUGGAAACGUGUGAAAGGUGGGCAGGCAGUGCCUCCACACGAACAGGACACGGAGGAUUUGGACUCUGCYGCCUCCCCCAGCUCAGAGUAA
Molecule: messenger RNA, 714 nt
Organism: Malurus melanocephalus (red-backed fairy wren)
Lineage: Eukaryota; Metazoa; Chordata; Aves; Passeriformes; Maluridae
Gene: MEOX1
Product: mesenchyme homeobox 1
Exons: 3
Coding region: 1-714 (237 amino acids)
Biological process (GO): positive regulation of transcription by RNA polymerase II
Cellular component (GO): nucleus
Molecular function (GO): DNA-binding transcription factor activity, RNA polymerase II-specific; RNA polymerase II cis-regulatory region sequence-specific DNA binding
Source: RefSeq, a predicted model, not a curated record